AUGAGUGUCACGCGAUCUCAGACAGCGAGUAGACCUAGCAAUGAGCAUAGUACUACUUCAACUUACCUCGAGACACCUUGUCUAUCGGGUGAAAUUUCUUUGAUAUAUCGUUCUUUCAAAUACAGUUUCUUACAACUUCCUCCAAUUACCUCCCCGUCUGUCCAGUUAAUGAUAGUUGCGAUCAUUUGUCUGCUAUGUCCUGGUAUGUUCAAUGCUCUCAAUGGGCUUGGUGGAGCUGGAUUAGUUUCACCUGGUCCGGCCAAUGAGUCGAACAUCGCACUCUACGCUUGUUUCGCAAUUGUGGGAUUCUUUGCAGGCUUCAUCGUCAACAUAGUUGGAUUGAAGUCAUCAUUGUUUAUCGGUGGCAUAUCAUAUGUGGUGUACGCUGGAAGCUUUCUCGCUUACAAAAACCUCGAGAAUCGAGGUUUCUUGGUCUUUGGGGGAGCAUUUUUGGGAGCAUGUGCAGGCCCGUUCUGGGCCGCACAAGGGGCCAUGUUGAUAUCUUAUCCUUCUGACGAGCAAAAAGGACGUUCAACCUCUUGGUUCUGGGCUAUAUAUAAUAGCGGAGCUGCAAUAGGAAGUCUUGUGAGUAACUUUAUUCCUUCAUGCAAACCUCACUAAGCUGACAGUCUGUGGAAAGGUCACUCUAUGUCAAGAACUACAAACGAGCGUUAGCAAUGUUGCCUCUGACAGUACAUACAUCACUAUCGUUGCGCUAAUGUUUGCUGGGACAGCAUUAGCCCUUUGCCUAUGCCAACCCAAUAAUGUCAAAAGGGAAGACGGGUCUUGUGUUCAACUCACAGUAACUGUUGAAAAAGACUGGCGAAACGAAUUUAUGCAUUUCUGUAAAGUGAUCCGCAAAGACUAUUUUAUCAUUCCAUUAUUCCCGUUAUUCCUCACCUCAAAUUGGUGCUAUCCAUACCAAUUCAACACCUUCAACCUUAAAACAUUCAAUAUCCGCACCAGAGCUUUGAACAACUUCCUUUACUGGCUAUCGGAGAUACUAGGUGCGCUAGUUGUGGGCCAUACCUUGGAUAAUGAUCGUCUGAGCCGAUCUAGUCGAGCGAAGGGACUUGUCGCUGGACUUGUACUUCUGACAUUCGGAGUUUGGGCUGGCGGAUACAUGUGGGAGAAAGGGCAUUAUUUUCAAACAGAUGUCGUCGAUGAGGGCAAGAAAGUGGACUUUGAUGAUGCAGCUUACCUUGGGCCAAUGUUCUUAUAUAUGGCUUAUGGAAUUUUCAAUGCAAUAUGGCAGAAUUGUGUAUAUUGGUGAGCCAUGAAUUUUAUUGUUUGAAAACAAGUAUUAACUGACAUGUCUUAGGAUCUUGGGGAAAUUUACGAGUAGUACUCGAACAGCAUCAAUCUACAUCGGCUUCUACAAAGGCAUACAGUCCGCGGGUGGCGCUAUCAGUUAUCGCAUAAACAACUCAGACAUUUCUGCAAUUAAUGAAUUCUUAAUUUGCUGGAUUCUUCUCGCUGUUUCACUAGUUAUAGCGGCGCCAGUUAUCAUUUAUAAGAUACGAGAUGAGGUCGACGAGGAAGAAACAGCUGGAGAAGAAACAGCUACAGAAGUAGGGCUCGCAGAGGUUGAUGAGGAGAAAGCAAAUGUUGGAAGAAGUUCGAAAAAUGGAGCCCAAGGGGAGCUUUCCGAAAAAAAGUUGGAAACAUCACCAGCGUAA
Sclerotinia trifoliorum is the source of this 1679-nucleotide messenger RNA. Lineage: Eukaryota; Fungi; Ascomycota; Leotiomycetes; Helotiales; Sclerotiniaceae. The record is from the annotation of a GenBank genome assembly.